Molecule: messenger RNA, 1251 nt
Organism: Penicillium paradoxum
Lineage: Eukaryota; Fungi; Ascomycota; Eurotiomycetes; Eurotiales; Aspergillaceae
Exons: 2
Coding region: 1-1251 (416 amino acids)
Source: RefSeq, a predicted model, not a curated record
AUGUCCGGAUCAAAUCCUUUUCGCGUUAGAAAUCUAGGCAAUCCCACAGAUUCAACAGUAUUGCCUAGCAAGAGCAGUAUUGUUCCUGUCUUGCCCUCCCAGCCUCUAUCCGCUCCACCCCUAACCCCGAGCGGCUACCCCGGGAAGUCCUCGAUCUCCCUCGAACGCGCGCUGAAUGACUCGAGCUCCUCGGACGAAGAGGCAAACCCCUUCAAUCCAGACUUAUCUGCAACCGACAGUGAGGACCAAAUCACAAAGUCUGAGAGUUCGGCUUCUCGCGAGAAUGAUCGACCACGGCCAUCUUUUGGGUCAGCUCCACAUCGAGCUCCAUCAACAGAUGGAUCCUCUAUAUCAACCGACCACAACUUGCGGUCCGCAACAGGAGGUUUAGAAAGCCCUGAGCACAUAACACGCGCUACGUCACAGCCAUCCUCAGAGUUUGACGUAACCAUCUCUCUGGGCAGAGCAAAAGACAAGAAGCCGCCGCCUCCUCCCAAGAGCCAUCACGGCCGAAGAAUCGGCUCUACAGCUACCGCAGAACCCCCCCAGGCGGCCCGGUCCCGCUCUAAUAAUCGCCUGUCUAUUCAUAGCUCUCCUGGGAAUGUGACGCCCGGCGCUUUGCAUCCUAGCUCAGUGUCUCUGCCGGCAGCCGCGGACUACUUCUUGGCUCCAACAGAAGAUCAGAGAGCGACGGGGUCAACAGACUCGCUUCAGCGCAGCCAGUCUCAGCAUAAGCGACCUCCGACACCCCCUCUCAGUCGACGACACAGCCAGAUGCGGCGAUCUAAGUCUACUCAGUCCAAACCUAGCAGCCGAUUGAGCAUGUCGUAUGAUUCGGAGAGCAAUGAUAGCUCCCGACCUCCUAGUCCUGGUCCUUCCAGCCGAACCCUUGAAAGAAAGAGGAUUAGCAUGCCUCCGCCGGCAUCGGGGGACUUCCAUGGGAUGUCACCAUUGGGAGAUGUUUCAUUGAACCUGUCUCCCACAACUGACUCCAGACCAUCAUCACUGAAGGCUGGGCGACGUGUGUCGUCUUAUGGGAGUGUACCUGCCAGCUCUGGACCGCCUCCACCGCCACCGCCUCGACGAACUCGAGACUCCAUUGCACGCAGUAGUGAUCUGAUGGGCUCGAAAGAGAACCAGACACCAUCCCCACAACCAUCCAAUGCCCUUGAUAUCCUAGCGGAUCUCACGAGACUGCAGAAAGAGGUGGAUGACCUUCGUGGACAUUAUGAGAAUCGGAAAAUUGGCUAG